Messenger RNA from Biomphalaria glabrata, 2497 nucleotides. Its product is annotated as transmembrane protein 26-like. Lineage: Eukaryota; Metazoa; Mollusca; Gastropoda; Planorbidae. The record is from RefSeq and is a predicted model, not a curated record. The coding region runs from base 201 to 1181 and encodes 326 amino acids. The transcript is spliced from 4 exons.
AUUCGAAUGAAAAACGGGGUAAUUCUUUUUUAUCGUUUCGUUUCCAGUCUAAUUUUAUAUGUUACAAUAGUAAACACAACACAAGGAUCUAGAUCAAACAAAAAUAGAACACAUAAAAAUGUAGAGCAACACAGAUUGACAUCCUCUAGGAACACCAUGUACCAUAGAAGUAGGUCACUAGAAUUGCCAGAAAACCAGGUAUGUUAUCGAGUCUAACAUGUCAGGAUUUUUUCGACAUCCUGAAGGCCAUCUUCGUCCGGUGCAUGCUGGUCACCCACGCCCUAAUGGCCGUCUGGAGAGUGACUGUAAGUUACAAUAACAACCUGUACUGGAUACUGGCCGGUAUUCUAGUCCUACUCUUUGCAGAGUCCUGCUACACUAUCAUACGCAGGAGAGGGAAAGAGUAUCAGAGGUUUAUGCCGGCCUUCCUGUUUUACUUGUCCACGCUCCUGUCUUGUAUCUGGCUCCUGGAACUGGACAAGACGGAGAAGUAUCUUCUGGGUCAAGCUGAACUCCUGGAUAAACAGAUCAACUCUAGCCAGGACCUGCGAAUUCCGGAGCCCUCUCUCACUCCCAACACCUGGAUCAUGUUAGUCGAGGAAAUGUUUCCUUACUUAGUGUUGCUCUCCAGGUGGAUCCUGCCCAGGGGAAACGUCAACAGAAAGGAACUGGUCGAACUUCUAUUCGCUUUUAUCGGCAUUGGCGGAGACAUCAUGGAGUACUUCUCCCUGCUGGGCGAGGAAGCCGUACGCCCCAACCGACGCCUCUGCUACGUGGUGCUGGCCAUCUGGUCGCUGUCCGUACUGCAGUUCACCGUGACCGUCACGGUCAUCCACCAGCCUAAGCGGCAGAGGAACAUCAACGUGGUCGUCGACUCGACGGAGCUCGUUCUGCACAAGAAACAGCAGAAGUUUUGGUACGAAGUCCUGGCCAUCCUUCUGACCUUACUAAUGCAGGACAUUCCGUUCCUUAUUGUCCGAGUGUAUAUAAUGAUAAACUGCAGCAUCGUCGACUACAGCCUGAUCUUUUUCACGUCUAAAAACGCGAUGAUCAUAUCUCUUCUCAUUUACAAACUGUUAAUAUUAUGUGGAAGCUAUUAUCUAUCCGACGAAGAGGAUGAGUACGAUGAAGUCUUUGGACAACCUGCGCAGAAAAAAGAGGGGCAGCAGAGCCCACCGUGAUCGCGUACCAGAUACAUCCAGUCUUUACUUUAAGUCAAAAGCAGCAAGCAACAGUUUCAAUAACAUGCAAGAAGCACUCAUUAACGAUGAGAAUUUAAAAAAAAAUUUGGUCAGAAAUCUCCUGAGUCAGAAAAAGAAAACAUCUCUUGCAGAAGCGUUUCUUCUUUAGGUAUCUCUGAAAAAUUGGAUGGGUGUAAGGUCAGAAAAGGGGUCGGACUGUCACAGAAAAACAAAGGAGACGAGAUAGAAAUAAAGCACAAAUUAGGCGUGACCAAUACAUCGUCAAGUCUUGUGGCGUGGAACGGAGUUUCUGUCCUGGAAAACACACCGCUCCAAGUGUUUGAUGAGACAGGCUUUACAACGAGAGUGCAGGGCGAUCUGGCCUCGCCGCAGCGUUCUCAAGCAUCUGCGGAUAGGAUUGAUCUGAAAAGUGCUUUCAGCGUGUCAUCGUAUCUGCCGUCAUCCGAGAAAAUAACAGCAAACAAGACUUGGGCCAAAAAGAGUUCGUCCCUGCACUCGUAAACCAAACUAAACAGAUAAGCGAUGGCGAGAGACAAUUAGUAAUUGUUGACUUUGUAAUUUUGAACAAUAUAGAAGCAUCAAUGUGAUGGAUCUAUGAUGAUUUUUUAAACAAUCCAUCGUAUACAAGUAAUAUUAUUGUUAUGUUACACCAAUGAUUUUUUAAACAAUCCAUCGUAUACAAGUAAUAUUAUUGUUAUGUUACACCAAUGAUUUUAUAAACAAUCCAUCGUAUACAAGUAAUAUUAUUGUUAUGUUACACCAAUGACGGUGUAGUUCUAAAUAACAAUUAGAGCACCUUUAACAGAAGAAAAUAUGUCAACGAUCAAUUUUUAUUAUAAUGGGGAAAAAUACAUCAUCUCCCCUUUCGGUUCAUUGAAUCUCGUUCUUCUGUUUUUUUUUUGUUUUUUUUUUUAAUUGCAUCGAUACUUUAUUGACUUAAGCUUUGAGCUAAUUAGAAUAUUUGAAACGUAUUGUUUGAUCUAGUCCAUAGUUUGAUAUUAAUGACUUCAAACAUGUUUUCAUCUUAGAUUCAGUUUUUAUUUCCCUACGUCUAAACCAGCGGUUCUCAAACUUUUUAGCUUCUCGGCCACUUUUUACUAUUCCCCAUUAUGCGGCGACCCUCAACACUAAAAUCAAUAAAAUUAGUUUCAUUCCUACGCAUCAAUAACAGUGUUUUAGCCAAUAUUAGACAAUCGUAACUCUAAUGUAAGUAUUUGGUGUGUAUUGCAAAAGCUCUGUGUUUAAUCCGUAAUGUUUAAUACCCAAUAAUUAAAUUACAUCUUAUAGUAGACUUA